AUCAGAGCAGAAGCUAAGUGAAGGGGAUGUGAAUAUAUGUCUGAAAGCUGAAGCUGAUCAUGCAAUCACACUAAACAACAUCAACUCAUUUGAUUACAGAAUGAUAGAUUGAAAGGAUAACAACAGAAUCACUUAAUGUUGUUUCUCUUUCUCCCAGAGUGUGAAAGGGAUAUGGCGUGAUAACCUGGGACUGCUCACUUCACAAACUGCAAGAAACCCCAUUUCCAGUUUCCCACUCUACCAAUUACUUUUCUUUUGAAUGUGAAAAUUAUUACACACCCCAACCCAAAUCAACAGCUGUAAAAGCAUGUCUGUUACUGGGAGCUUGUCCCUCAAAUCGGUUCCCAGGUUUUGCUCGAGACUCUCUCCUUCCCAAUUAUUCCACUCCACUGGUUUCUGUGAAAUGGGGCAUGAUCAUCAGCUCAUUUGUGGUCACAGACUCAGCUUUAUUAUCUUUUCUCUGUUGUUUCUACUAGUUUCAAGCUGGACCCAGCAGGGAUUUCUUAUUGAAAGUAGGAAAACUCUGAAACAGAAUGGUUUUGAGCAGGUGGUAGUAAGUGAGGAUGAUGCUACGAGUGUGAGAGCAAGGAUAGGUUCGAGGCCACCAAAAUGUGAGGGAAGGUGUAGCUGGUGUGGUCACUGUGAGGCUAUCCAAGUACCUACGAAUCCCCAAGUACAGAAGGAGGAGAUGAACACCGCAAUUUCUGCUUAUGGAAGAGGAGAUGAGAGUACAACUUCAAACUACAAGCCAAUGAGUUGGAAAUGCAAGUGUGGGAAUCUCAUUUUCAACCCCUGAUUUCAAUCCUUACCAGUUCUUAGUUCCAUAUAUCUAUAUAUAUACACCAAUCGAUUAUUAGUCCAUUCUGUAUAUGAAUAGACAUUUCCAGAUAUUCUUUUCUCUUUGUAUGGAUCCUUUUCUCCAUUUCUGUAUAGGCAUACGCCAUAUAGUAAUCAUUAACAGUGUGCUUUCCGA
Molecule: messenger RNA, 973 nt
Organism: Prosopis cineraria
Lineage: Eukaryota; Viridiplantae; Streptophyta; Magnoliopsida; Fabales; Fabaceae
Product: EPIDERMAL PATTERNING FACTOR-like protein 2
Exons: 3
Coding region: 308-796 (162 amino acids)
Biological process (GO): stomatal complex development; guard cell differentiation
Source: RefSeq, a predicted model, not a curated record